AUGCCGUACGGUGGCCGACGCCGCCGCACCGAAUGGGAGCAGUGGAGGCAAACAGGCCCUGGCAGGCGAUACAGAAGUGCUCCGUGGCAAGACUUCGACAUGAAACGCGGCAAGGAGCUACUUCACAACUACCGCGCCCAGGGGGAGCAGUUAUACAAUUACGCAUUCAGCCCCGCUGUUCCCGAGUUUCAAGGUGAAGAGAUGCCAAGUGCCGCCUCGUGGAACAUGAUGAGUACCAUGACCCAGAACUCCAACCAGAUGCUUAUGCCAGACGGAAUCGGGUGGGGAGGGUACAUCAAUGUGCCAGCGGCUGCUCCUCCGACUCCGACUCCUCCGCCCUCCCCCUUCAGCAGUGAUGUGCAGCUCAUCUUCGAUAACAUCCUCCGCUUGCAGUGCAUGGGCCCUCUUGAAGCGGAGAAGAUCUUGAGGGGGACCGUUCGAAGCAUCAUCGAUGCGCUUGGCGGGACGAAGGCAGAUGUUGUCCUAUCCGACCUCGCCCCACGUGUGACAGGUCUUAAGCCGGAAGACCACGUGAACUCGAUGCAAUGCUCGCUGUAUGCCGCCAAGAUUAUGGAUAAGACCUUGCGGCUCGGUGGCUGGUUCGUGGUACGAAGCAUGUUCGGCGCGGAGCAGGACCACUGGAGGACGUAUCUCAACUCACGAUUCGACACCGUGCGCACCAUCCGGCCUGCAGCGUCGAGGUCGCAGUUUGGGGAGAUGUUCCACAUCUGCAGUGGCUUCAUCGGCCGGCAGAGUAUCGCCUCCGAGGUGCAAGUGGAAGGCAACGACCUCUCCAAGUACGAAGGUCUUGAGGAGUGGCAGGGCGAGCUGCAGUGGCUGAGGGGCCAGGGGCUCCUAGACGAAACCGACUAUAUCCCUCCAAAGGAGGUACCUCCUAAGGAUCCCACCACCUGA
Messenger RNA from Symbiodinium sp. CCMP2592, 915 nucleotides. NCBI's taxonomy places the organism in Eukaryota, Dinophyceae, Suessiales, Symbiodiniaceae. The record is from the annotation of a GenBank genome assembly.